AUGAAAAUAAAGAUAUCUAAUACACCUGAAUUUGUAACAUAUUGUUGUUAUAUAUGUGGUCAAAGAUGUGGUCAAAUCAAAGAUGUAAUGGAGGGGUUCACUUACCCAGUGAGGGCACAUUUCUUAGAAGAUUAUGGUCAAGAAAAGCUAUGGAAAACACCUCAUUUCGUUCAGGAAGUAUUCCAUGAAGAAGAAGAACCUGAAAUCGAUGACACGAAUACUCCAACUGUUACUGGGGUAAAAGUGGAAAUUCCUGCGAGUUCUGUUGUGCCCAUUAACAUUAAGGAGGAGGUUGUUAAGACUGAGAAAAAGGUGGAGGUGGUCCAGGAAAGUACAUCACUUCUUGCAGAACCUUUUACUGGAACCAAGUCCGGGAAGCAAAAAAUAAAGGGUGUUUACACCAGAGCAGGUUCGUUAGCAUAUAACAGGUCUCAGGCAUUGGGUUGGCCAGAGCAAAGCCAAAGUAGAAAAGAAUCAAGCUCUGGAACACUCGAUGAUUUUGCCAUAAUUGACAACUGCCCACAGGUUUUCCAGAUGCAAGUGAAUAAUGAGAUUCUAAUAAAGAGUUGGUUUAAUAAUCCAUCACAUUGUGCAUUAAUUACACUUCUGCCCUUCCUAGUGACACUAGUAGAUGCCAUUCCUAUAGGUAUUUUUCAUCAUUAAUCAUUAUUAAGUAAAUUAAAGAUUUUUGUCCCGAAAUCACUGUUUCUUAACCUAACCCUCUCAUCCUUGUAAAAUGACCAUUUUACCCACCCCUUCAAACCCUAAACUUUGUGAAAGAGGAGAUUGUUUGAAGUACUUGUGGUAGACUCACAAAUAGGUAGGCUUUUGUUGACUUUUCAUGAAUGUUGACUUCUUAUAUUUAUCAAAGACCCUAACCCUAUAGAUUAAUUUCUAGCACUAUUGUUGACUUAUAGAUUUAAAUCCCCUAAACUUACUUCUAACAGGUAGAGUCGUGUUAACUUCUUAUAAUUUUAAUAACUACAUUUGUGUUGACUUGUUUUAUGUUAAAAUUUUAGACGGUAGAUUUGUGCUGACU
This is a messenger RNA of Lactuca saligna, 1039 nucleotides long. The record is from the annotation of a GenBank genome assembly. Lineage: Eukaryota; Viridiplantae; Streptophyta; Magnoliopsida; Asterales; Asteraceae.